Cajanus cajan (pigeon pea) is the source of this 2054-nucleotide messenger RNA. Its product is annotated as sorting nexin 2B. Gene Ontology annotation, molecular function: phosphatidylinositol binding. The record is from RefSeq and is a predicted model, not a curated record. NCBI's taxonomy places the organism in Eukaryota, Viridiplantae, Streptophyta, Magnoliopsida, Fabales, Fabaceae.
GAGAACAAAAAAAAUGGCACAAGAAAAUGUUGCAUUGUAUCCGCGAGGCUGAAAACAGUGCCCAUAGUUUCGGCCUUGGCAGCUAAUGGUUUGGGUUUGUUCCGUUUCCGUAAGAUAAAGGCGUUACUUGGCGACCCUCAUUCAUAAUUCUUACACGAGUUGACUCACCCACCAGCCCGAGUCAUAACUCGCUCACUCCUCUUCGCCAUGAUUUGUAGCAGCGAAGCCUCAUAAGCCAGAUCCUCCAAAAUGAUGAAUCACGAUUACUCCGAACACCACCAAAUCCUCCACGCCUCGCCGGACGAUGGAAUGGAGUCUCUCAUCCUCAACGACGACGACGACUCCUCCGUCCACCCACUCCGCCCCACGCCGCCGCAAAGCCCUAAUUCCCCUUUCAAUUCGUUCCUCGACCCUCCCUCCUACGCGGAAGCGAUCUUCACCUCCUUCGACUCCAACGGCCACGACCAAACCCUAGAAACCCCCACCCGAUCCGGCUCCGACUACUUCCUCCACAUCUCCGUCACCGAUCCUCAGAAGGAGCAGGACCUCGCCGCCUCCCUCGUCCCCGGCGGCACCGCCUUCUACACCUACCUCAUCACCACGCGCACCAAUUUCCCCGAAUUCGGCGACUCCGCCUCCGAAUUCUCCGUCCGCCGCCGCUUCCGCGACGUCGUCACGCUGGCCGACCGCCUCUCGGAGGCCUACCGGGGGUUCUUCGUGCCGGUGAGGCCGGAUAAGAGCACGGUGGAGAGCCAGGUGAUGCAGACGCAGGAUUUCGUGGAGCAGAGGCGCGCCGCGCUGGAGAAGUACCUCCGGAAGCUGGCGGCGCACCCGGUGAUCCGGCGGAGCGAGGAGCUGAGGCUGUUUCUGGAGGCGAAGGGGAGGCUGCCGCUGGCGAAGACCACCGACGUGGCGUCGCGGAUGCUCGACGGCGCGGUGAGGCUUCCGAGGCAGCUGCUGGGGGGAGAGGCGGAGCUUGGGGAGGUGGCUCAGCCUGCCAAGGGUGGGAGGGACUUGCUCAGGAUUUUCAAGGAGUUGAAGCAGUCUGUUACCAAUGACUGGGUUGGGAGCAAGCCCUUGGUUGUGGAGGAGGAUAAGGAGUUUAUGGAGAGGAAGGACAAGUUGGGGGAGUUUGAGCACCAUCUUAGCAAUGUUUCUCAGCAGGCCGAAUCCCUUGUCAAGUUUCAGCAAGACAUGGGUGAAACGAUGGGUGAACUAGGGCUGGCUUUUGUAAAGCUUACGAAAUUUGAGACAGAAGAAGCCAUAUUUGAGUCUCAGAGAGUGCGAGCUGCUGACAUGAAAAAUGUGGCAACAGCAGCUGUUAAAGCAAGCAGGUUAUAUAGAGAGCUGAAUACACAGACAAUCAAACAUUUGGAUAAACUACAUGAAUACCUUGGGACUAUGCUAGCUGUCAACAAUGCAUUUUCUGACAGAUCAAGUGCUUUGUUGACUGUUCAAACACUCUCAUCAGAACUAGCUUCUUUACAUUCACGGGUGGAAAAACUUGAAGUUGCUUCAUCCAAAAUAUUUGGUGGAGACAAGUCUAGGAUGCGGAAAAUUGAAGAGUUAAAAGAAGCCAUUAGAGUUACUGAGAAUGCUAAAAUUUGUGCAGAUAGAGAAUAUGAACGAAUCAAGGAAAAUAAUAGGAGUGAACUUGAAAGAAUUGACAAAGAGAGGAAUAGCGACUUCCUAAGCAUGCUCCGAGGGUUUGUUGUCAAUCAAGCAGGCUAUGCAGAGAAGAUGGCAGCUGUGUGGGAGAAGCUUGCGGAAGAAACGACUGCUUACUCAAGAGACAGCAGCUAAAAUGUACUUGGCUGUAAAUUUUUGUUUUCGCCCUUUUUAUGCAGUAAUUCUAGAUUUUGGUUACAUUAAUUUAAUCCUAUGUAGUUUCAUAUUACCAUUAGACGAUUUUUCAAUCGUAUGUAUAUUUCUGCACAUAUCUUUUUAUUUUUGUCCGAGUGUCCGACAUUCAAGAAUUCAAUGUUUUAAACUAAUCAGCGUUGUAAAUAUCUGCACAUAUCCCAUUUAUUUUCGUAUUAUAAAUUAAUUUUAAA